Molecule: messenger RNA, 890 nt
Organism: Thalassophryne amazonica
Lineage: Eukaryota; Metazoa; Chordata; Actinopteri; Batrachoidiformes; Batrachoididae
Product: protein unc-119 homolog A-like
Exons: 6
Coding region: 216-839 (207 amino acids)
Biological process (GO): lipoprotein transport; mitotic cytokinesis; visual perception
Cellular component (GO): spindle midzone; spindle pole; intercellular bridge
Molecular function (GO): lipid binding
Source: RefSeq, a predicted model, not a curated record
CUGAGACUGCAGGCUGAAAGAAGAAGAAGAAGGAGCAGCAGCGGAUUUAAAUUAACAGACAGCGUGCAUCCUUCAGCGAGGGAGGGAGGGAAGGAGGAAGCAGAGGCAACAGCCAAGACCCAUCAAGCGCUAAGAAGGCUGUCGGUAAUAAUCCAAGCGGAAACACCGGAGGCACCGACAGCAGCGACCGAACCGGAGGAGACCAAACCGCCAGGAUGAAAGUGAAGAAAGGCUGCAACGCGACCGACGUGGGAGUCCCGGUGACCACAGAGGAGGAACUGCUCGCCAGCGAGGUGAUCUCACCGGAGGAUGUUCUGGGUUUGCAGAAGAUCACGGAGAAUUACCUCUGCAGCCCAGAUGAGAAUGUUUACAACAUCGACUUCACCAGAUUCAAGAUCAGGGACAUGGAGACGGGCACAGUGCUGUUUGAAAUCACUAAACCUCCGUCCACAGAGAAAGCAGGGGAGAAGAGAGAUAUUGACACAAAUGCUGGCCGCUUUGUACGUUACCAGUUCACCCCCGCGUUUCUUCGAUUACGGCAAGUUGGUGCCACUGUUGAGUUCACCGUCGGAGACAUGCCAAUAGAAAACUUCAGGAUGAUUGAGAGACAUUAUUUCAGAGAGAAGUUACUCAAGAGUUUUGACUUUGAGUUUGGUUUCUGCAUGCCGAGCAGCAAGAACACCUGUGAACACAUCUACGAAUUCCCACCUCUGUCUGAGGAUAUCAUCAGAGAGAUGAUCCUGCACCCAUAUGAGACGCAAUCUGACAGCUUCUACUUUGUGGACAAUAAGUUGGUGAUGCACAACAAAGCAGACUACUCCUAUAACGGUGGAACAUAGAGCCAGCACACGGACUCCACGAGACCCUGACCUGAAGGACAUUUAGAGCAC